Molecule: messenger RNA, 2940 nt
Organism: Octodon degus (degu)
Lineage: Eukaryota; Metazoa; Chordata; Mammalia; Rodentia; Octodontidae
Gene: Mastl
Product: microtubule associated serine/threonine kinase like
Exons: 12
Coding region: 40-2667 (875 amino acids)
Biological process (GO): intracellular signal transduction; peptidyl-serine phosphorylation
Cellular component (GO): nucleus
Molecular function (GO): protein serine/threonine kinase activity; ATP binding
Source: RefSeq, a predicted model, not a curated record
CGCUGGGCUCCCGCGGUCUCCUACCUGCGCUGUCCAGCCAUGGAGCCCACCGCCGGGUGCGAGGGAAAUGGAGGAGGCCCGGCGACUGGGGAAUGGAUGAACACAAUCCCGGUUCCAAGACCGCCCUCCAUUGAGGAAUUCACCAUAGUGAAGCCCAUUAGCCGUGGUGCCUUCGGGAAAGUGUAUCUGGGGCAGAAAGGCGACAAAUUGUAUGCAGUAAAGGUUGUCAAAAAAGCAGACAUGAUCAAUAAAAAUAUGACUCAUCAGGUUCAAGCUGAGAGAGAUGCACUGGCACUGAGCAAAAGUCCCUUCGUUGUCCAUUUGUACUAUUCGUUGCAAUCAGCAAGUAAUGUCUACUUGGUAAUGGAAUAUCUUAUUGGUGGAGAUGUCAAGUCUCUUCUACAUAUAUAUGGUUAUUUUGAUGAAGAGAUGGCUGUGAAAUAUAUUUCUGAAGUAGCACUGGCUCUAGACUACCUUCACAGACAUGGAAUCAUCCACAGGGAUUUGAAACCAGACAAUAUGCUGAUUUCUAAUGAGGGUCAUAUUAAACUGACAGAUUUUGGCCUUUCCAAAGUGACUUUGAAUAGAGAUAUCAAUAUGAUGGAUAUCCUUACAACACCAUCGAUGGCGAAGCCUAAGCAAGAUUAUUCAAGAACCCCAGGACAAGUAUUAUCGCUCAUCAGUUCUUUAGGAUUUUUCACACCAGUUGCAGAAAAAAAUCAAGACUCUGCAGACAUCCUUUCAACCCACCUAUCAGAAACAUCACCGCUUUCUAAAGGAUUAAUUUGUCCCAUGUCUAUAGAUCAAAAGGAGACACCUUAUUCUAGCAAACUACUAAAAUCAUGUCUUGAAACUCUUGCUUCCAACCCAGGAAUGCCCAUGAAAAGUCUAACUUCUAAUCUACUGCAGUCUAGGAAAAGGUUGGCCACCUCUAGUGCCAGUAGUCAGUCCCACACUUUUGUGUCCAGCAUGGAGUCAGAAUGCCACAGCAGCCCCAAAUGGGAAAAGGAUUGUCAGGAAAGUGAUGAGGCAUUGGGCUCUACAAUGAUGAGUUGGAAUGCAGUGGAAAAGUUAUGUACAAAAUCUGCAAAUGACAUCAAGACCAAAAGUUUCCAUAAAAAGGGUCUUGAGUUGGCCCUUUCUCCAAUUCAUAACAGCAAUGCCAUUCCUACCACUGGAGGAUCUUGUGUAACCCUUGCUAAAAAAUGCUUCUCUGGAGAGGCUUCUUGGGAAGCAAGAGCACUUGAUGUAAAUAACGUGAACAAGGCCCCUGACACAGGACAGUCUGAUUCCCAGCAGUCACAUCAGUGGGCUCUGAAUUCUAGUGAUAUACCUGAAGAGCCUCUUGGGAAAAGUUUAAAAAGAAAUUUUGAAUUGGUUGACUCUAGUCCCUGUAAAGAAAUUAUACAACAUAAAAAAAAUUGUGUAGAGAAUGAGCAUGAUAAAAAGCUUCGAGGUUGUCAUACAAAUCAGAGUACAGGCUUAACAGCUGAAGUCCAUGGUCUUAAGUUAUCGGUGUAUAGGUGUCAGCAAAAUGACUGUGCUAAUAAGGAGAACAUCACCUGUUAUUUUACUGAUAAACAAACACCAGAAAAUUUAUCUGCACCAACAAUAGCAAAAAACCUUAUGUGUGACCUAGAUGAAGACUGUGAAAAGACUGAUAAGAAGGAACACAUGGAUUCUAAUUUUUUAUGUUGUGAUGAUGAUAGAGCACCCAGAAGCAUAUGUAUGGACUCAGAUUCUUCUUUUCCUGGAAUUUCUGUCAUGGAAAGUUCAUUAGAAAGGCAGCCCUUAGAUGCAGUUAAAAGCAUCAAAGAAUCUUCUUUUGAAGACUCAAAUAUUGAAGAUCUCCUAACUGUAUCACCAAACUUCCAAGAGAAUACCUUGCCAAAAGAUGAUGAGCACCCUGCUGUCCAAGAUAGCAACCAAAAAAUGUUAGCUCCUUCUUCAGAGGCCUUGAAAGCGUUAGCUCUCUGUAAAAGAAAUGCUGUAGCUUUUCGAAGUUUUAAUAGUCAUAUUAAUAUAUCCAAUAACUCAGAACCAUCCAAAAUGAGCAUUACUUCUUUAGAUACAAUGGAUAUUUCAUGUGCAUACAGUGGCUCAUAUCCCAUGGCCAUAACUCCUCAGAAAGAAAGAUCCUCUGUGCCAUAUCAGACCCCAAAACAGAUCAAAUGUGGAACUUCAUACCGAACUCCAAAGAGUGUGAGAAGAGGGGCAGCUCCAGUAGAUGAUGGGCGAAUUCUAGGAACCCCAGACUACCUGGCACCUGAGCUGUUAUUGAGCACAGCCCAUGGUCCUGCAGUAGACUGGUGGGCACUUGGAGUUUGCUUAUUUGAAUUUCUAACAGGAAUUCCCCCUUUCAAUGAUGAAACACCACAGCAAGUAUUCCAGAAUAUUUUGAAAAGAGACAUACCUUGGCCUGAAGGUGAAGAAAAGUUAUCUGAUAAUGCUCAAAGUGCAAUAGAAAUACUUUUAACCAUUGAUGAUACAAAGAGAGCUGGAAUGAAAGAACUGAAACAUCACCCACUCUUCAGUGAUGUGGACUGGGAAAAUCUGCAGCACCAAACUAUGCCUUUCAUACCCCAACCAGAUAAUGAAACAGACACUUCAUAUUUUGAAGCCAGAAAUAAUGCCCAGCACCUGACCGUAUCUGGAUUUAGUCUGUAGCAUAUAAAUGUCCCUUCUGUUUAACCUUGUGUUAUAGAAUAAGGUCCACAAUUAUUUACUCUGCCAGAUGUAAGGGGGAUAAAUAUCAUUAUUUUACCUGGGUCAAUGAGUUUUAAUAUAACAGCUUUCACAGAGGUAAAAGGUUAUAAGGAAUAUAACCAGUAAUUUAUCUUAGUCUCUGUAAAUGUUUAAAGUUCUUUUGAUCAUAUUUAUUUGUUAAUUGCACUUUAUGAAAAUGUAAAGCAUCAAAAUUAGAAUGACACUAUUGCUAUA